This is a messenger RNA of Aphanomyces astaci, 1632 nucleotides long. RefSeq lists its product as hypothetical. The record is from RefSeq and is a predicted model, not a curated record. Gene Ontology annotation, cellular component: nucleus. Gene Ontology annotation, biological process: box C/D snoRNP assembly. The coding region runs from base 19 to 1584 and encodes 521 amino acids. Gene Ontology annotation, molecular function: RNA binding; metal ion binding. The transcript is spliced from 6 exons. Lineage: Eukaryota; Oomycota; Saprolegniomycetes; Saprolegniales; Verrucalvaceae.
CUAUCACCAAAACUCAACAUGAAUCCACCGCUGCCGCCAAAUUCGUUGGGCCGCGGAGGGUAUCCACCGUACCCGAAACAGCCACCGCUGCCACAUGAAGAUCACUCGUCGGCAACGCAAUACCCUCCUCAUGCCCAGCAGCAGCAGCAGCAUCAACGCCACCACCAACAGCACAACCAGCACCACCCAUCCAACCACCAUCAUGCGCCAUAUUACCCACCUCCUCCACACCACCACAAUCACCAUCAACCCCCUCCCUACCAGCAACAUCGCAACCCGUAUCCAAACCAGCAUCAGCAGCAUAACCACUAUCCCCAACACCACCGUCAACCACACCACGAUCCACACGUGCACCCGCCGCUUCCAGGCUAUCACGAUGCCGCGCCUCGACAUCAAGGACCUCCUCCUCCAGGGUAUCACCCUCCUCAGCCACGCAUGGCCUCUGGUCGACCCGCGCCGCCACCUCCAUCGUAUCCCAUGGACCGACCUCAAUCAUCGUAUAAUGCGCCGCCGCCUCCGCCGUACCAUUAUCCUCCACCGACCAACCCUGGCGGCAUGUACCAGCCGCCGAUGCCGUCGAUUCCGCCCAUGUCGUACGUGUGUCGAAAGUGCAAUCUCGGUGGCCACUGGAUCCACGACUGCAUGAAGAAACCCAAUCAGCAGCUCAAGCAACCGCCGACCAAAUCGCAGCAAUCUCACGGGGACUGGCACUGCGAGCCCUGCGAAAAGCACUUUGCCAUGAAAUCUCAAUUUGACGCCCACGUGUUGACCCACGAGGCGUGCUGGGCCCCUGGGUGUGACUUUUCCGCGUCCAAGCGCGUCGUGACGAGCCACCAUCAGACCGCGCACGGCCAAUACGCUGGCUCAGGCCUCAAAGAGAUUGAAGUCGAAGGCCAGAAGUUCCACGUGUUGGUGGGCAAUUCCCCAGAAGACAUUACGAAAUGGCGAGAAGAGCGACGCAAAAAGUGGCCUUCGGAUGCUAACGUCAAGCGCAAAAACGAUCAACACCAGGACCGUGUCCAAGCUGGAGAUGUUACCACUGCAUCUCCAUCAUCGAAACGACAGAAAAAGACACCCACGGACAACUCCAUUCCCAUCAAAGUCGAUAUUACCCAUAAGCCACCCCACGAACCCACAGAUGCGUGGUCCGGUAUAGACUCUAUCGUAGACAACCCAACGACAGCCACCAGUCCCGCCAAGACGCCAGCAGUCAAGAAGAAAAGCUCCAAAUUUUGCGUCAAAUUCAUUCGAAAUGCGUGCGAGGACGGGGCCAACUGUUUGUUUAACCAUGACAUUGAGUCGAUUCCGUGCAAACAAUUCGUGGCCAAAGGGACUUGUAAGCGUGGAGAUGAGUGCAACUUUGCCCACACUGGGGCGCUGUCGACAGCUCAAGACAAAGCCAAGCAGCAGUACCUAAAACUGCAAGCCACCCAAGUGAAAGAGCACAAGAGCUCGCUCCUCCGCAAACUCCUGGCCAAGGACAUCGACAAGGAGCACCGACACAUUUUGCAGGCGUUUCGGUACCUCGUGGAACAUCAGUUUUUUCAACCCACGCCAGACGACGACGUUGAAGUAUUAGAAUAGCCUUGUCGUGAAUACAAUUAAUAGUACAAUAUGUACGGAAUCACUAGA